AUGGAGUCUUCCUUGCCGAGUGACAACAACGGAGAAUCCAAACACAGAGAGUCGAACGAUCCCAAACAGGAAGGUAAAGAUUCAACAUCUACCAUCUGUCUACGUCGUUCUCUUGGGUUUCAGCUUAAUGCUUGCUUCACAUACACAUCACGCCUUCGAGGCACACGAGCACCCACAGAUUAAGAAGAAGAGUAAGCAGGGGACGAAGAGGGAAAUAAGUCGUCACCACCACAUAUUACGCUAAUUAGUCAACCUGUGGAAAUAACAAAAGAAUCCCGUUCGUCUAAAUUCCAAUCUAUGCCUGAUUUUGCAUCAGGUGUCACAACAUAACCCGCAACAGGAAUCCCUAUGUGGGCAAUAUCUAGGAAGAACAGAAGAAGGGGAACCGGAUUGCAAUUUAUUUAUUUAUUCGUUGGAAUCCUAGCAAAAGCUACUCCAUUAUCCGCUAUCAACGCACUUAAGAUGAAUGAUUGAUUUUUGGCGUCUCCUGCAAUGUGUUUCUCAUAUCAGUGCGUUACGACCCCAGGGUUCAUUGGAAGAAAACCUAGUCUCUUUUAGACGAGGAUCCUCUCUUUGAAAACAAAAGAGGCAGGGCUCCUCGCCAGAAACCAUACCCGAUUCCAAUCCCUCAAUAAUGCAUCGUCGCUACCUUUGUUUGACGUAUAAUCCAUGACUAAAACAAAUGCCAAACUUACCUCCUGAAUCGGAUAAAGCGGCUCCUCAAAUGUCUCUGUGACUUUCACCGGGUAACUUGUAGCUUAGUCUUGACAUAUGAAGCAACAGUUAAGAGACAUAAUUAGAGGAUCUAUCUGACUUGUUCCUGGAGGCACGAAUCAUAUGGUCUUUUGAGAAAUUUAUAUAACUAUUAGAUGUGCAUUUAUGUGUAACCUACCAUGUGUUUGGGCCAUUCAGUGAACAUUUCAAUAUUCAAGGAAAUCUGUGUUCAUGUGCAAUCUAGUUCAGAGUAAACUAUGCUGCAAUAUUUCUGAAGGAUCUGACGUUCAUUGGGUAUGCUUCAAAACUAAUCAAGAAAUCUUGAAAACAUAGCCUGAUCGCAGCAGUUUUAGACCAAUGUGUUAUUGUAUUUCUCUCCUAGGGUAAGGAGUUGGAUAAACAGUAACCAUCUUGUUUAACGGAUAUCCGCACUAAAAAAAUUAAAGCAGCUCAAACAUUUUUAGUUGGCAUGUGUGACUACAAUGUUAACAGCAUCAACGAAUUUCGGGAGGCGAGGAUUACUUUAUUUGAUAACAAAGUCGCAGCUUAUUUACUUUGACAAAUACUAUAUGUUUUUUUUUUUUUCAGAAACUAUAUUAUCACACAUGCAUCAAGCUAUAUUAUCUGUUGCAAUGGGUUUGUGUUAUUGAGCUUGAUAUGUUUGAGUCGAUGCAACCCAUUAAAAUUUGACAUAAUUGUGCAUUUUUCAUGUGCCACUAUUCAGGGUUCCUUCCUUAUAAUGUUUACAACAUGCAUGCUAGCUAUGUAUACAAGCGUCGGAAAUUGCGAAACUCUGUUGCUCUGUUGUCAGAGGACAAUUGUGCUGGCAUCACAAAUGGGAGCAAUACUUGUAAUUCUGGCCUGAAUUAUGGAUGCACUUCCUGGGAAAAAUAUGAGCAUUAUCUUAAUGGGAUCCCUUCACUUCCUGUAAAUACAUCCAUUUCUGUACAACUCCAUCAGCAGAAACCUGUCAAUGCUCAAGCCUCACAGGCUGAUGAUAAUAGCCACUUGGUUCUCCCAAGCCAGACCACUGAGGCGCAGGAGAAAUCCUCGAAUAAGCCUCAUAAACUGUCCCAGAGGUACAACAAUGUAAAUGAUAGUUGUUCUUCUUCGAAGUGCAUCAUGGAACAUGAACUUUUCUCUGAUGUUACUUGUCGUGCCCAGCCAGUAGGACGUCUGGCUGGCAGUAGCUGCAGCUUGGCGAAUGUCUCUUGUGCAAGGAACAGUGAUGAUCUCGCUUCUCUCGUGUGCAAAUUGUGUGGUCUUAAGGAUAGCCUGCAGAAGAUGUUAAUUUGUGAUCUUUGUGAAGAGGCAUGGCAUCUAUCCUGUUGUAAGGUGAAGAAACUUCCAGUUGACGAAUGGUACUGUCACCCCUGUCUGAGUAAGAAACCAAAGGUACCACCAGAGACUCUCUCAGAAAAGUUAUUUUAUGCCAUGAGCGAAAAGAAGAGGAAAGAGAUGUUACAAGAGAAGUUAGGUCCAAUUUUAUACAUGUUAGAAGACACAGAACCGUAUACUUCGGGUGUCAAAAUAGGUGAAGAUUUUCAAGCAAAAGUUCCUGAAUGGGCCAGGCCAACUUCUGAGUAUGUUUUUAUAACCAGCUGUCUUCUUCGUUCUCCCAAGCAGUUUCCUUUUUUUCCUGAAUUACAAUUAUACUUAAGCUUGUUAAUAUCUAUCAAUGUGCUUCUGUGAAUGUCAACAUGAUAUGUUUUACCACCUCAUGAUUUUUGCUCAUAGGGUGUAUUUCUGGGACACACAUCCACGUGAAUUGUUAUACAAGAGUUCUUUGUACAUUCCCAGUUUUCCCUCUAGUAAUAAAGCUCUGGUCUGGUCUUGGAAAAGUGCGAAUCUCAGUCAAUUUUUACAGAUUGUUCGAAUGUUGUGAUUACAGUUGAAAAAUCUCUUUUUGUUGUGAUUAAAGUCUAACUGACAUAUGUACCCCCAUAAUUCAAGGAAUUGGCUAAUUCAAUUAUGGGGUGGGUUAUGAAAAGGGUUGAUAGAACUAUAAAAACGUUUUGACGAAAAUACUCAAUAAAAGUAGUUUUAAGUAUACUUCUUACUUAAUAAAAGGCUGUUUUAUGUUUUCAGGAUUGUUCAUGAAUCACUCCAGAUGAUCUCAUUAGGGUAAUCUGACCUUGGAUCCCAAUUGCGUUGUCGUGAUGAAUGUUUUGUAAACAUAAGAAACAUUCUUUUGGUGAUUGUCCUUUGCAAUCACGAAACCUAUUAAUAUGGGGCGUACAUUUUUUGCAUUGAUUUUCUGCUCUCUACGUUAAUGUGAAAGAGAAUUUGCAGAACUGCAUCAGUUUCAAAAGCUUUUAUGCUCAAAUUUGUAUAAAAAGAUUGAGGUUUAUGGUUAUCUUUUUGUAAUCCUAAUUUUUUUAUCAGUCAGGUUGUCAAGUAUCGUUUUAACAUGGGGUUCAACAAGUCUGGUGUUUUGGUUCACCUUCAUACAUUUAAUAAUAUAUCUACCUUACUAGUGUAUGUUCAUUAAGCUCCAAUUAAAUGAGCACGAUGGAGGUUCUAAUGGAUGUUUGCUUUCAAAGUCUUGACAGAAGAAAUAAUGGCUCUUAUUCAAUAAAUAUUGCUUCUCUUCCACGAAAAAUUCAUCUCCAUUUCUUUGAUGUAUUGAUUCAAAAUUUUAUGCUUGGUGUUUGUACCGAUUCAUUUUCCUUGAUCUUCAUUUAUGUAUUUAACUAUGCAUUUUUGUACGAGAUAAGAGAGUUUCUAAAGAUUUUACUAGAUUCUGUGAUUUUUAAGUUGCUUUUUUACUAACUCAUCAUCUUGAGAAUAUUUAUUCACCGGAUUCAUUUUGGUUAAAACUAAAUUUUAUUCCUUUCAAUAUGUAAUAAACUCCUGGUUGGAGCGAACCCUCUCAGCAUUUCAGCCAAAGGCGGGUUUAACCUAACAACUCCCACUUCUUGAGGCAUGCAUAGUGCUUCAGUUAGGAGAAGAUUUUUAUGCUGUGGAGCCUUCUUUCAUAGUAUUGCGGGGUAAAGUAUUUUAAGUUGUUUACUAGGUGGAUUUUCGUGAAACAAUUAAACAGUGGGCAUGCUAAUGAAAUCUUGGGUUGGGUGAGUAAUAUUUCAAAUCUACGACGGGAGAUUUAUAUGUGUGAUUUUGCAAAAUUGGAAGACUUCUACUUUUUCCUUGUCACGGGAUCAUACUAAUUUCAGGUUGAUUUUUUUUAAUCAACACAAUUAUUUGGCUUGAGUUACUUUUUUCAUCGUCCUAAUGUAUAAUUUUAUUUUAGCUCUGUUUUCCUGCUGCUUUCUUGUAAUCACAAUGAGAUGUACUCUUUUCUCUUUGAAUUCUAGAGUCUUGAUCGGUGGAUAUGAUUCUGUAUAUACCAAUCGUAAGUGACAUUCCUGAGAGUCACUUCCUAGAAUACAUGACUUUAAAAUUACUUCAUAUUUCUUUAAGUUGGAUUUAUUCUACACCUUUACCUAUGCUUUGUUUUUUGAAGGCAUCCAAUCAUGGAAUUUCCUAGUCUAUGCUUUCCAGUGCUUUAUGGGUUAUGAACUCCAUGAGGCUCUCUAACAUUUGGUUUUGUUUUUGUAUAGUGAUGAUGAUUAUUUUGGUAAGCCUUUGGAAUUGAAUCCUACCGAACGAGAUAGCUUGAAUGUAAGGUGUCUUCUUUGAUUACUUUUUUCGGAAAACACUUUAGAAUGGUUCCUUAGAUGGUAGAUUUUUUACGUUUCUUAUUUUACUUUUAGUGCUGUAGUCAGUCAUCAAGUUCUGGCUCAACUAGCAAUUGGCUUCAGUGUCGAGGAAAGGUUCUGCGUUGGACAGAGGGGGAUGAACAGGGAAUUGUAUGUGGAAAGUGGCGAAGGUAAACUGCCUUGAGCCCUUUCAGAAAAGGUUUCUUAUGCAAUAUGAUGCCAAAUUAAUUUUAAAUCGUCGGAAUUGAUGGGUUUUGUCAAUUAUAAUUGAAUCUUAAUGGCAAUAAAGGAAAAAGAAAACGACAAACUUUCUUUAAUUUUUUAGUUAUGCCUUGGUUGCGUAGAGCCUUUUGGGAUAUUCUCGAUUCUUGUUACUCUACUGUGGGCUAAAGUUGGCUAUAUGCAUAUUCUUUUAUUCUAUAUAGUGUUAAUAAAUUUCAAAUAAACUUAAUAUGAUAUAACGGCUGUAUCUUGUAACUAACAACACCCAUUCGACGCGACGACCAUAAUUAAUUUAAUAAUGCCUCAUGAUUCCUUUCAUCCUCUUCCUGGACACAAUCGAACUGUCGUUCUCUUGUUUCCGAUAUAUUCCCCUUUUUUCUUUAUGCUAUUGGCAUUAUCAUAAAACAUUUUCCUUUGUCAAAAUUUAUCCUUGAAUUCAGUUUUUUUUUAUAGACGAUGCAUAUUAUUCCAAGCACCAGAAAAUGAAAUCUUUCCUGUUUGUUUAUAUUUGCAGAGCUCCUCCAUUGAUAUCUCAAACUGAUGAUUGGGAUUGCUCUUGUGCUGUUAUUUGGGAUCCAAUACACGCUGAUUGUGCCGUUCCCCAGGUGAACUUCUGGCAUUGUAACAAUUGUAUUCUUACGAGGUCAUUAGAAGAAAGUAUGCAAAUAUGAAGUACUUUUUACGUUGCGAUUUCAAUAUUUUAAGUUUAUAUCCAAUUUAAUCGUUGUAAUAAUGAAUAUUGAUGGAGAUUUCGGUGAUAACUUUUGCCCAUUACGCCAUCAAUGGUUUGUGCAGAUUCUCUUUUUUUGCAGAAAUUUCUUACCGCGUAAGUGUACUUAUAUGCCUUGUGUCUGAGUGGAUAUGCACCUAUAUUAUAGUCUAG
Molecule: messenger RNA, 5478 nt
Organism: Spirodela intermedia
Lineage: Eukaryota; Viridiplantae; Streptophyta; Magnoliopsida; Alismatales; Araceae
Source: the annotation of a GenBank genome assembly